Messenger RNA from Sorex fumeus (smoky shrew), 448 nucleotides. It is a transcript of the gene SPRN, whose product is annotated as shadow of prion protein. The transcript has a single exon. Gene Ontology annotation, molecular function: nucleic acid binding. Bases 10 to 444 code for a protein of 144 amino acids. The record is from RefSeq and is a predicted model, not a curated record. Gene Ontology annotation, cellular component: membrane; nucleus. NCBI's taxonomy places the organism in Eukaryota, Metazoa, Chordata, Mammalia, Eulipotyphla, Soricidae. Gene Ontology annotation, biological process: protein import into nucleus.
UCCCUGAGCAUGAACUGGACGGCGGCCGCGUGCUGGGCCCUGCUGCUGGUGGCCGCCUUCCUCUGCGACAACGGUGCGGCCAAGGGCGGCCGUGGCGGGGCGCGGGGCAGCGCCCGGGGCGGGCUGCGCGGGGGCGCGCGGGGCGCCUCGCGCGUGCGUGUCCGGCCCGCGCCCCGCUUCUCGGGCUCCUCGGCGCGCCUGGCGGCGGCGGGGGCGGCCGCGGGGGCGGCGGGGGCCGCUGCCGGGCUGGCGGCCGGCGGGGCCUGGAGGCGGGCCCCGGACCCCGGCGCGCGGGGCCUGCAGGACGCGGACGCCGGCCCUGACGGGAACGGGACCGUGUACAGCUACCUGGUGCUGAUCUCGGGCGCCAGGCCGCCCACCGGGCCGCGCCUCUGCCUGCUGCUGGGCAGCGUGCUGGGGGCCCUGGCACUGCGAGGCCUCUAGCCCC